Molecule: messenger RNA, 1553 nt
Organism: Scheffersomyces amazonensis
Lineage: Eukaryota; Fungi; Ascomycota; Pichiomycetes; Serinales; Debaryomycetaceae
Gene: SSU81
Product: osmosensor
Exons: 1
Coding region: 380-1309 (309 amino acids)
Biological process (GO): regulation of actin filament polymerization
Molecular function (GO): protein binding
Source: RefSeq, a predicted model, not a curated record
AUCAAAGUAAAAAAAAAAUCAUAAAUAAAUAAACUGAAUUUAGCCAUACGUGGAACGAAGUAGAGGUUGUUUACUGUUGAGGUAUAUUUUGUCAUAUCUUCUUAGAACAUAUCCGGUAGUUGUGUGUCCAUUAAUUAUUGUAUUCAUACUUCAAAUCCGUGGUUGUUAGCUAGUCUUUACCCUUUAUCAAAGGGUCCUAUAUCAAAUCGAUACUAAAUCAUUAACUAUAUUUAUUAAUACCGUGUUCUUUAUUCAAAUUCUGAUAACUGAAUCAUUAAGAGAAUAAAUAUCACCAGUCAAUAAAUAUAUUGCACUAAUAAAAAUCAUUUCAGAUCUACUUUAAUCAUUCAGAUCUACACAUAAAUAAUAAAAAAACAAGAUGGCAAUAUCUCUAUCCAAUUUCACAAGCGAUCCCUUCGCUAUAGCAACCAUAUCUUUUGGAAUUCUUGCUUGGAUAGUCACUAUAGCUGGAGCUGGAGCUUCUCCAGAACAUUUUCCUCAUUUUGCUUGGUGGGGUAUAGUAUACCAAAUCAUACUUAUACUUUUGGUACUUCUUUUAUAUUUAAACAACAAUAUUGAAUUAUAUAAAUUCACUUUAGUCGGAUUAAUUUCCGUCGCUUUCAUCUAUACCACUAAUUCUACCAAUAGUUUAAUCUAUAACUCAAAUAAUAGUGGGAAUUUAGCUUGUGCCGCUGGAAACAUUCUUCUAUCAAUCUUGAAUUUAAUUUGGAUAGUUUAUUUUGGUGGUCACCCUGAAUCUCCAACCAAUCAAUUUAUUGAUUCUUUCAGUUUGAAAAAUAGUCAUUCUCAUGGUCAUAUUUCAAACUCAAGUCGUCGUCAUCAUAGUAUUAAAGAUGAUAUUGAUGAUGAAGAUCAAACAAAUGAUGAUUAUGCUCAAGGAUCUUCUCCCUUUAAUAAAUCACAUGAACUCAGAACAACUCAAUUACAAAAUACCAAUACUAAUUCUAACAAAUUUGUAUCUUCAUCUCAAUUAAAUGGUUUAGAAAACUUUUCAUCUUCUGAUGUUAAUCAUCAUCGAGAUUUAACCAAUAAUGGUUCUGGUAAUACUGAAAAGAGACAAACUGUUUAUAAUGAUCAAGGAAGUCAAUCUAAUUUAGCUUUAACAUUCAGAUAUAAGGCUAAGGCUUUAUAUAGUUAUGAUGCCAAUCCAGAUGAUAUCAAUGAAAUUUCCUUUGUUAAAGAUGAAAUCUUGGAAGUUGAUGAUAUUGAUGGUAAAUGGUGGCAAGCCAGAAGAUCUAAUGGACAAAUCGGUAUUUGUCCUUCAAAUUAUGUUAAAUUGAUAAAUUAAGUUGAAUAAACUGAGUUGAAUUGAAUUGAGUUGAAGUACCUAUAUGUUUCCUCUUGAUUUAUCUUUUAUUAUAUCUAAAUUCUGUUAUACCACUAGUCAUACCUGAUAUUUCUCAAUAGGUUAUGAGUGGUCAUAAUUAACACUAAAAUUAUUCUUUAUAUUACUAUUCCUUUUUACAAUUCUAUUCUUAGUUUAUACUUCAAUUUCAUGUACUUUUAUCACAUUUUAUGAAUAUAUUUACCUA